GAUGAAUUGCAUGCUGGCUGCAGGAUAGUUGUUUACAAAUUUGAAAUUCAAGUCAUCGUAACUAGCGCGUAACUCUCUUUACUUCUCAUUGUCGAUCAAAUUGAAGAAGUAGUUAUUUUUCGGAAUUCAAACACGUUACACUCUAUUGGAGCGCGAUGGCUGCCCCGUUGACUCUAAAAAUUAAGGCAGGAAACCAGCACAGCGUGAUCAAAGACUUGACAUCAAACAGCAGUCUUAGCGAUCUUGCACAAAAAGUUUCGUCAUUCUCUGGCAUUCCUGAGUCCCGCCUCAAGUUGUGUUCCGGCUUUCCACCAAAGGCUUUGGAAAUGGAGGUUAAAACCAAGUCCCUCCACGAUUCAGGAAUUAAGUCAGGCGACGUGAUCUUGGCUCAAGAAACCCAAGAAACAACCCAUACGAAAAAUGAGUCGGCGUCCACCGCGACCAUUGAUCAGACCGUCCGAGCGAUCGAUCAGUCGGAAAUAAUCUCUGCCUACAGUGCUGCUCAAGCGAACGGAGGGGGUUUCCUCCUGAGGAAGGUAGUGCCCUCUGACAACUCCUGUUUGUUUACCAGCAUUGGAUACGUGCUAAAUGGUGAAAUAGACCCUGACAAGGCGCAAUUUAUGAGGCAAAUCAUUGUCGAGAAAGUUCGCAGUGACCCGGAGAUUUACAACGAGGCCUUUUUGGAAAAGCCUGCCAGCGACUACUGCUCGUGGAUCCAGAAACCAGAGGCCUGGGGCGGAGCGAUCGAGGUCUCCAUCCUCUCCAGCUUCUAUGGAUUUGAAAUCGUAGUCGUCAAUUCCCUUCAUGGAAUCGUCAACAGAUUUGGUGAAGAUCAAAAGUAUGCCACAAGAGCGUUCCUCAUUUACGAUGGCAUUCACUACGAUCCUCUUUACUUGGAGCCUUAUGAUGGUGGUGCAAUCAAGAUGAUCUUUCCCACGACUGACGAAGAAGUGCUGGAUCAAGCCCGUGUAUUGGCUCAAGAGAGCAAAUCAAGUCGACAAUUUACAAACGUGCACGAGUUUACUGUGAAGUGCUUGGAGUGCCAAAUUUUGUUGAAAGGAGAAAUUGCAGCCCGGGCGCACGCCAAGGAGACUGACCAUGUGAGAUUUGGCGAGGUGUAACAUCAACUCGUGAGCUUCUCCAUUGACUGACGUGAAUAGCUUUUGCAUCUUGAUAUUUUGUCACACAUGAUUUUGUAAUGACCGUGAUCUUAAACUAAUCACCAAAACUUGAUAUUUUUCGUGAUCACAAAACUCGUUUCAGUUCUAAACUGACUUAUUAAUAAUUUGGUGUUAUUUGAAAUUCGUGCGAUAUCGAGAUUCUAUUCUUUCCCUUUUUGUUUGUGUGAAACCCAGUUAAUUUUUCAUGUGUUAUGACGAGUCACUCGGUAUUAAUUUCUAUUUAAACUGAAUCUAAGGAUUUCUUUUUAAUUUUGGCUCCAACUGAUAGUUGUUAAGUUUUUGUUUUGUUCAAAUUCCAGGGCUUAAUAAUAAAAUACGAAAAGAUUGUUGCUAAUGAUUAAA
Molecule: messenger RNA, 1523 nt
Organism: Cloeon dipterum
Lineage: Eukaryota; Metazoa; Arthropoda; Insecta; Ephemeroptera; Baetidae
Gene: Yod1
Product: Yod1 deubiquitinase
Exons: 4
Coding region: 156-1121 (321 amino acids)
Biological process (GO): endoplasmic reticulum unfolded protein response; protein deubiquitination
Cellular component (GO): cytosol; nucleus
Molecular function (GO): protein binding; cysteine-type deubiquitinase activity
Source: RefSeq, a predicted model, not a curated record